UUCGUGGUGCGCCGGGCCCGCUCACCGCAGAGCCCCCGCCGGGUCCGGUCGGAACCCCGCGCCUACCGGCAGGCUACGCUCGAGUCCCUGAAGAGGGUGGUCGUGGUGGAAGACAUAAAACGCUGGAAGGCGAUGCUCGAACUCCCCGGGCAGCCUAAAGAAAACCUGUUGGAAGCCUUGGGGGAACUGAAGAAGAAAAUACCUUCCAAGGAAGUGUUACUGUCCACAAAAAUAGGUCACACUGUGAACAGGAUGCGCAAACAUUCCGAUCAUGAUGUGGCCAGCCUUGCCAAAGAUGUUUACAUGGAAUGGAGAACUUUCAUCAAACACCACUCAAAUAGGCCUUCAAUAGAAGUCAAGAGUGAUCCCAAGACUGAGGCUUUCAGAAAGAACGCACGGAAGCUGCUUUGUGAAGCCCUGGAUCUAGAGAUUGAUCACCCACUGGCUGAAAAUAUUGAGCGAGAAGCUUUUCAUCUCUCUUCACGUCUCAUUAGCGCGCCGUAUCGCAGAAUGGUGCGAGCUCUUGUCUUCUCAUUAAAGCACAAACCUGAAAUCCGAGCAGAAGUCAAGGCUGGCACGCUCACCGUCCCUGCGUUUGUACAGAGCCAUAAAAAGUGAGGUGUCGUGCUCGAUGCCGAGCGAGAACUUCAUGUGCCUGCGUCUCUGUGGAACUGGGAACCCUUUCUGUCACAAGGGGAUUGCCGAAGUGCUGACAGUGUGACUCACUUGGCUGAGGACAAGAACUUCUAGUGAUGGAAGUGGUGCUUUAAAUCUGUGUGGGGUUGCUGCACGAAAAGUUUCUUCUGCUCUGCUGUGUAUUUUCCUGGUCUAAAGCCACCCUCUCUCACUGACCUCUUUCUGUUUUCAGUUUGUCAUACCUCAGUUCAGCUCCAUCUCUGAUGUGGAUCUUCAGGUGUAAUUAGCUGACUGGCAUAAAGGAUCAUCUCUGGUGGGAAAUAGUGGAAAAUCAGGGUGAUUGUUUCAUGGGAGGAGGUUCCUAACGGAUAACUGCAAACCCUCAUUGAUCCUAAAUCAGCCAAGUCUGCUGCUGCUGAGCCCUGUUUAGCCAAGCCAGGUGAUUUCCCCUGCAUCCACAGUGGGAUGGAAAACGAGUUUUGAUGAUUUUGUUGUGGAUGCCCCCUUCCUGAAGGCAUUCAAGGCCAGGCUGGAUGUGGCUCUGGGCAGUCUGGUCAUAGCAGGGGGUUGAAGCUAGAUGAUCAUUGUGGUCUUGUUCAACCCAGGCCAUUCUGUGAUUGUUUUCUAUCCAUCCUUUCAUAGUCUCAGUCAUCCUGCAGUGGUGGGCAUUUUCUGAAACCCUGGGGUGACAACCGAAAUGCCCUAGGGUAAAGGUGCUAUCUAAUACCUCUGCUUAAUGAGCAGCUCGUUCUGACUUCCCUACCUCAUGUAUGUGGUGCUUAUUCUUAGUGUAACAUUAAAAAAGAAACCCCACCUUGAAAUGAAUUUUUUAAAUACAGUUACGUUGUGAGGAAAACAUUCCACAUCCAGGCUUUUUUUCUCUGUAAAGAGCAUGUUUCAGAAUGAUGGUGUAAAUAGAUUUAAGUAACAAACUAUUGUUUGAAUUGCUGCUAGUUAUUAAAACUUGGAAACCUUGCCUUUCAUAUUCUGGUUUCUUUAGUGACACAA
This is a messenger RNA of Meleagris gallopavo (turkey), 1644 nucleotides long. RefSeq names its product transcription elongation factor A N-terminal and central domain containing 2 (gene TCEANC2). NCBI's taxonomy places the organism in Eukaryota, Metazoa, Chordata, Aves, Galliformes, Phasianidae. Gene Ontology annotation, biological process: DNA-templated transcription. Gene Ontology annotation, cellular component: nucleus. The record is from RefSeq and is a predicted model, not a curated record.